UCCUUGCAUCCCUUCUGCCUUGAGAGCAGAACACUUUCCGGUUUUAAGACUCACCUUGGAAAGAAAGCCUGCGUCCCAGGGGAGUAGGAGAGGGUCUUCAGGGGGCAGAGACCGCAGCUACCUGCCAGUUGGGCCCCCCACCCGAGGAGCGCUCGCUUUCGCUCCCCCGUUUCUCCCCCGCCCCCACCUCCUUGGUGCUGGUUUGCAGCGGCUCCUGCGCCUUCGCGUGUGAAUCUGGCUCGCCCCUCCGUAUUAUGUCUGCACUCCGAAGGAAAUUUGGUGACCGGUUAGUGCCCCCCUCGUCCAGCGGCUCGGGCUUGCAGCCCCAGGGGCCCGGGCAGGGCCCGCAGCAGCUUGUGCCUAAGAAGAAGCGACAGCGGUUCGUGGACAAGAACGGCCGGUGCAAUGUGCAGCACGGCAACCUGGGCAGCGAGACCAGCCGCUACCUCUCGGACCUCUUCACCACGCUGGUGGACCUCAAGUGGCGCUGGAACCUCUUCAUCUUCAUCCUCACCUACACUGUGGCCUGGCUCUUCAUGGCGUCCAUGUGGUGGGUGAUCGCCUACACCCGGGGCGACCUGAACAAAGCCCACGUCGGCAACUACACGCCCUGCGUGGCCAACGUCUAUAACUUCCCCUCUGCCUUCCUCUUCUUCAUCGAGACCGAGGCCACCAUCGGCUAUGGCUACCGAUACAUCACCGACAAGUGCCCCGAGGGCAUCAUCCUUUUCCUCUUCCAAUCUAUCCUCGGCUCCAUCGUGGACGCCUUCCUCAUCGGCUGCAUGUUCAUCAAGAUGUCCCAGCCCAAGAAGCGCGCCGAGACCCUCAUGUUUAGCGAGCACGCGGUGAUCUCCAUGAGGGACGGAAAACUCACGCUCAUGUUCCGGGUGGGCAACCUGCGCAACAGCCACAUGGUCUCGGCGCAGAUCCGCUGCAAGCUGCUCAAAUCUCGGCAGACACCUGAGGGUGAGUUCCUUCCCCUUGACCAACUUGAACUGGAUGUAGGUUUUAGUACAGGGGCAGAUCAACUUUUUCUUGUGUCCCCCCUCACAAUUUGCCACGUGAUUGAUGCCAAAAGCCCCUUUUAUGACCUAUCCCAGCGAAGCAUGCAAACUGAACAGUUCGAGAUUGUCGUCAUCCUAGAAGGCAUUGUGGAAACAACCGGGAUGACUUGUCAAGCUCGAACAUCAUAUACAGAAGAUGAAGUUCUUUGGGGCCAUCGCUUUUUUCCCGUAAUUUCCUUAGAAGAAGGAUUUUUUAAAGUUGAUUACUCCCAGUUCCAUGCCACAUUUGAAGUCCCCACCCCACCUUACAGUGUGAAAGAACAGGAAGAAAUGCUCCUCAUGUCAUCCCCUUUAAUAGCACCAGCCAUAACUAACAGCAAAGAAAGACAUAAUUCUGUGGAGUGCUUAGAUGGAUUAGAUGACAUUAGUACAAAACUUCCAUCAAAGCUGCAGAAAAUUACUGGAAGAGAAGACUUUCCUAAAAAACUCUUGAGAAUGAGUUCUACAACUUCAGAAAAAGCCUACAGCUUGGGAGAUUUGCCUAUGAAACUUCAACGAAUAAGUUCAGUUCCUGGGAACUCAGAAGAAAAACUGGUAUCUAAAACUGCCAAGAUGUUAUCUGAUCCCAUGAGUCAGUCUGUGGCUGAUUUGCCACCAAAGCUUCAAAAGAUGGCUGGAGGAGCGGCUAGGAUGGAACAAAACCUUCCAGCCAAAUUAAGAAAAAUGAACUCUGAUCGUUUUACAUAACAAAGCACCCCCUUAGGCAUUAUUUAGUGUUUGACUUAGUAGUAGUCCAAUAUUUGGCUGAUGAGGUAUUCCUCCCUAAGGAAUCUGAAAGGUACAUUCCCCUCCCCACCCAUAGUUCUAUAAGCAUAUUUGAGAAUCCUUUGUUCUCAAGUGUUGCUACUGUGCAGAAAGGAAAGCUAUGAAGGGAGGAUAAAGAAGUUAUUAAUGGGCAUGUAUUAUCACAUCAAGCAUGCAAUAAUGUGCAAAUUUUGCAUUUAGUUUUAUGGCAUGAUUUAUAUAUGGCAUAUUUAUAUUGUAUAUUCUGGAAAAAAAAAUAUAUAUUUAAAGAGGGGGUACUCUCCCCAACAUUUCUAACAUACGUAUUAAGCCAAACAUGAGUGGAUAGCUUUCAGGGCGAUAAACCUAUACACACACAAACACACAUACAUACAUAUAUAUACACACAUACACACACACAUACACACAUACAUAUAUAUAUCUGAUAAAAUUGUGAUGUUUUGUUUAAAGUUGUAGUUCUUGUGCAUGUUUACUUUAUUAGACUAGGAAGGCUACUGGCAUUAAUUAUUAAUACCAAAUAUUUUAGCCUUAAAUUAUUUGUCAUUUUAAAAUCUGAUUUAAUGUUUUCUGCUGUUUAAGGUCCUGGAUGGUUUUCAACUGUGCUUUAUCUGAGAGAGUCACAUAAGUUUGUGCCACUUAUGGCCCUAUGAAAAUAGAGGCGUUAUAUAUUGAACUUGUAGAUUGUAGGGCAUACCAGUAUGUGGUACAUAAUUGAAAAUUUCUUAUGAUUUUUAUAAGUUGCUAGUUCUGGGAGGAGAUAAAUCUUGACUAAUUUGAGAAUUUAUUCUUUCCUGGAAUAAUUAAAAUCUAGAAAUAUGUUUUGUAUGCACUCUAAUACAAAUAUGAGCUCGAAACAAAUGCUGAAUUAGUGUAAUAGUCAGUAACCAAGUUGUAUUAACUAUAUCAGAAUCUAUGUAAAACUAGUAUAAUUAAUGAUCCUUGUUUCAAAACUGAGUCAACUGGAAACAUUUCACUCUUUUUUUGGGAAAUUUUAUUUGUUUUAAAAGACCAAUAAUUUAUCUUUAAGGAGACAAAACAAUGCAAUGAAACAGAUGAUAAAUAUUUAUGCUUAAAAUAAUUUGUAUGUCUAAGUGAGUGUCUUUUUAAUGCUGUUUGUUGUUUCUGGCAUUUGUUGUAAUAGAAUAGACUUUUUUUCCACCUGAAAAACCUAUCCCAUGCCUAUCAUUCAUAGUUCAGAAGGAAUGUUUUGUACAGACCAGAGAGAAAUUAAAAAUAGAUGAAUCAAAGAUAUAUUAAACAUACUUUAUUUUUGCUGAACACUAAUUUUAUUGGUGUCUUGGAUCCUUGGCCUACCCAAAUAAAUUUGAUCAGUGCUGUUUUUUUAAUCCCAGUGUCUACUAUGUAUGAUUCAUUAGUGGAAAUCAAAGCUAUUGAUCAUUACUAUACCUUAUAAAAAUAAAGAUUUGGAAUGCAGAGAUUUUUUAAAAAAAUUUAGAAGUGCUCUUUAUCAGAAAAUCAUGAGUUUUCUUAUAGAACUUUCAUGGGCAUUAAAGUCUAAGACUGCCCAGAAUUAAUCCAUUUCCCAUGAAUACUAGGUCAUUAAUGACUGAUUUGGGCUCUCAUUACACAUUUUUUUAAAACAAAACUGUGGUGAUAUUAUUAGACAUUAUUGCAUCAACUAUUGUAUCAUUAACUAUAAUAAUAUCUUUUGGCUACCUCUGUAUCAGCCAAAUUUUGUAGGUGCAAACACAUACCAGGGAAUUGUUACUGACGAAAUGAUCAACCUUGAGCAUUCAUCCACUGUGAAUAGAGUGAGUUGCCCUAUCCCUUGACCACCAAAUUUUCUUAUUUGCUGGAUAUAGAAAAUUAAAUAGUAGUAGAGAGAGAAGGGGGUCCAGAGAGUGUGUUGUAUUCAUUAGAAGUGGAAACAAUUGCAUAUGUCGUUUAGUCCAACAUCUUAGAACUAAAUAGAGCCAUACUUUACUUUGGAGAGUCAUUUGAAUUUGUAUUUGGUACCAAUAAGAUGGGACCAAGCACAAACUCUCUGAAUGUAUUCAUUUAUCCAAGAGAAUAUUUGCAUGCCUUGUCUAUCCUAGACAUUUUUAGUUUCUUGGGAUAUGGACAUGACUAAGCUGGAGAAGGUCACUGGUUACCAUGAGAAGUAUAUACCAGCAGGAGAGGGGGAAAAACCCAAACAACAAAUGAGAUAGUUUGACCAUGAAACAAGUAAGACAACAAAAUCAGGGUAAUAUGAUGGAAAAUGAGUGUGAGACUAAAAACUAAUUAUUUUAAUUUUAGAAGAAGGCUUGGCUUAGAAAGAAGGUAGUUAUCUGAACAGACACAAAUGAUAAAGAGCUACUUGUACCAAAAUUAAUUGAACUGAGUAAAUGGUAUUUUAUCUUUUCCAUAUGUGUGUGGGAAAGGUAUAAUUUCUGCAUUUAAUUGCAGAUUAAUCCCUAUUUCUAGGUUGAUUUUAAGUCCCAGUUUACCUAGGAUAAUUUCAGUUUAUACUUGUUGUGCCUGAUCAAUUGGUAAACCAUCCUUUCACUCUUAUAAUGUCCUGAUUUGGAUGAUAUAUGG
This is a messenger RNA of Tupaia belangeri chinensis (Chinese tree shrew), 4349 nucleotides long. It is a transcript of the gene KCNJ3, whose product is annotated as potassium inwardly rectifying channel subfamily J member 3. Lineage: Eukaryota; Metazoa; Chordata; Mammalia; Scandentia; Tupaiidae. The record is from RefSeq and is a predicted model, not a curated record. Gene Ontology annotation, molecular function: G-protein activated inward rectifier potassium channel activity. Gene Ontology annotation, cellular component: plasma membrane. Gene Ontology annotation, biological process: regulation of monoatomic ion transmembrane transport; potassium ion import across plasma membrane.